CACCGGUAAGACUCUUUAUGUCCAGGGGCCAUGUCCACAAUCGAUACCUCAGUCUGGUUCAAGUCAGAAAUUGGCCCCCGACUGAAGCCCAGCAUCAAAUUAAUCUUUCGCCAAUGGAGCGGACUAACGGACGAAGAAUUGACACCGCAUCUACAUCGCAUCCGCGAUCAAGCAUGGCCGCUAGGUGAAUACCCAUGCAUUGGCCUAUGGAUGUUUCUCCUACCAGGAAUAGCAGCUUUCCCCCGAUUCCAGGCUAUCCUGGAAACCGCCAAGCGGCCUCAAGCCGCCAUCCUCGAUUUGGGAUGUGGACUCGGUCAGGAUCUGCGUUUACUCGCUACGCACGGAGUUUCCACAGAGCGUAUGUGGGCGCUGGAUCGCGAGGCCCACCUUUGGGGGCUAGGUUAUGAGCUCUUUCGUGACCAUUCUCGUAUGCGGGCCACAUUCAUUCACGCUGACUUCCUACAGGGGAGUAUCGAGGAUGAGCGGUUUGAGCUGCUGCGUGGCCAGGUGGAUUUGGUGCUGGCUUCUCAGUUUUUGCAUUUGUUUGACUGGGACAGCCAGUUGGCGGCCUGUAAGAAGAUUGUUGGUCUUUCUAAGCCUGGGACUAUGUUGGUGGGGUUUCAGCAGGGGCGUAAAAGAGCCCGCGCAUAUAUUCGUCCUUGGGGGAUGAUGUUUUAUCAUAAUCGGGAUUCGUUCUUGAGGCUCUGGGAGCUGGUUCAGCAGCAGACGGAGACGCAGUGGACGAUUGAUGUUAGUGAGGUUCCGCUGCAGGAUUGGGGUAUGCAGGAUGAGGAUUUGGAAUGGAUGCCCGAGGAUCAUACGGGUGUUAACUUUGUAAUUAUCCGAGUGUCUUGACUCUACUUGAUCUACAUUGAUCUACAU
Penicillium canescens is the source of this 882-nucleotide messenger RNA. Its product is annotated as class I SAM-dependent methyltransferase. NCBI's taxonomy places the organism in Eukaryota, Fungi, Ascomycota, Eurotiomycetes, Eurotiales, Aspergillaceae. The coding region runs from base 31 to 855 and encodes 274 amino acids. The record is from RefSeq and is a predicted model, not a curated record. The transcript is spliced from 2 exons.